UCAUCCUUAAAAUAUGAACUUCUUCGCCGUUCUAAUCACCUACAGUUUGAUAAGGCACAAUAUAUGUCUAGUCGCCGAACCGAUGGAUGGCGCUACGAAAACUAAAUCUUACAUCGGACAGGCUUCGAAUAUAGCACAAAAGGCUGCACAAGAGGCGAAAGCUGCGCAGGACGCGAUGCAGCAAGCUGGCCAACAAGCUGCGAGACAGGUCAAGCAACAGCUUGCUGAAAAAGCUGUACAAGCAGCUAAGGCGGCCGAAGCUGCCUUGGCAGGCAAAGAGGCUUUGGUUCAAAAACUUCAGGACGAACUAAAAGAGGCGGAAGUUGUUGUGAAUGAAGAAUCGACUAACUUACAGCAGCUGCAGCUGACCGUGCAGUCUGCUACCAAAGCCGCCCAACAAGCUCAGACCCAAUUAAAAUUGCUCCAAACGACUUUGCAACUAGCUCAAGGUAACGCAGCGAAUUCGCAACAAACGCUGGAGGGAUUACAGCAGCAAUUAAUCGACAAAGAGGAAUUAGUAGAGGCAGCCAAAGCUAGGGUGGAACAAUUAAAUAAAGAUUUUCGCUCUGCCAAAACCGAACUAGGAAAAACGAAGGAGUCGGCAAAAAAGGCCGAAGCAUCAGCAGCCGAGGCUAAACAGAGCGCGACCAGAAAUAAAAGGAGCGAUCGAAACGACUACGAUGCUAUUUAAAAUUGCUGUUAUUCUAUUGAACUUUUCCAUUAGAAACAUUAGUAUAGCCAACUCGCCAAUUUUUAACCGAAGUUAAUUUUAUAUUGAUUAGUUAAAGGAUUUCUCGCUGAUUAAAAACCAUACCAAAAAUAGCUAUCGGUUAACUCCGCCAAUGUUAUUGAUUGCUUUAUAAGUUAAAGAUUACAGGCAAAAUAGUCAAAAUAACAUCCUAUAUAAGCAUGCGCGAAUUACUCGUUUUUUCUCCGAUAAGACCUUGCGACGUUCAACAAUUAACGACAAAACUUAAAAGUCAUUUAAAUGACAUUUUAUCCAAAGAAUACCCGACAAGCAAUUAACACAAUCCACUAAACAAACAAUUUUCUGUUGCGCAGAUCUUUUUGCGCAUCACCAUUUUGGAAAAAUUUUUUAAAGUAGCUCCAGUUCUAUAAAACUCUGCUUUUAAAUUUAUUAAUUAUUUAUAUUGUUACAAUUACUGUGACUCAUUGUAUUUCGGACUUUUGAGAUAAUUGUGGUAAAUGUCGAACAAUGGGCGGUGCCUAGCACGCAAU
Cylas formicarius (sweet potato weevil) is the source of this 1239-nucleotide messenger RNA. RefSeq lists its product as uncharacterized. The transcript has 3 exons. The record is from RefSeq and is a predicted model, not a curated record. NCBI's taxonomy places the organism in Eukaryota, Metazoa, Arthropoda, Insecta, Coleoptera, Brentidae. Bases 14 to 691 code for a protein of 225 amino acids.